AUGUCCGGAUACGGAAGUCCGCCUCCAGGAGGGAACUAUUACCCUCCACCGCCUGAGAAGAGCGGAUACGAUCAACAGCAACAUCAGCAGCCUCAGCAGCAGCAGCAGCAACAACAACAACAACAACAGUACUUUUCUCCCCCACCAGGCGGCGUAUCCUACCCUCCUCCUCCCCAGUCGCCCCCUGCGCACCAACAAACACACCAGCACUACCCGCCUCCUCCAGGUGGCGCUCAGCAACAGUAUGCGCCACCUCCUGAACAGCACCAGCAGCAGCAACAUUUCCCUCCACCCGGUAGCGCCCCGCAAUACCAGCAGCCUGCGCCGCAGCAACCUCAAAUCUCCCAGCAACCGUUGGCGUCGCCCUAUGGCGCACCAAGCCAGAGCCCCCAGCAGAAUGAUCCCAGGGCAUCGAUGCAGCAAACCUUUAGUGCGCAGAAUAUACCACAGUCUCCCGUGUUUGCAGGAGCAGGAGUGGGAGGAGGUGUUGCAGCCAGCGGCCAAGCUGUAGCUGGGGCCCAAGGUCCCGUGGCAAUAGCAACGGCUGAUGAUGUAGGCACCUUCAAUGGAGGGAGUUACCGCGUCAGUCAUCGUGACACGAAUACGAUUCUCACCGUGCAAUUGGCGAUUGGGUGUCCGUUGACUGCAAAGCCUGGCUCAAUGAUCGCAAUGACCCCAACCAUCACGCUAAAAGGCACCAUGAAAUUCUCCCUCAAAAAAGCCUUUACGGGCGGCGAAAUGUCCAAGUCCCAAUACAUUGGCCCUGGCGAGCUUUUACUCGCACCCGCUGCCAUUGGCGACAUCACAAUCAUCAAGCUCAGUGGCAAAGAGACCUGGAGCUGUGGCCACGACGCCUUCUUAGCAUGUACGCAGGGUAUUGUUACCGAGUACAAAAGCCAGGGCCUCAGCAAAGCCAUGUUCAGCGGAGAAGGGCUCUUCGUGUACAAGAUUAGCGGACAAGGUGUGCUUUGGUGCACGAGUUUUGGCGCUAUCAUCAGGAAAGAUCUGCAAAAAGACGAAAAGUACAUCAUUGAUAAUGGCCACUUGGUGGCUUGGAACUGCAAGUACGUCAUGGAGCGUGUUGCUUCGGGUGGGAUCAUGUCGAACAUGAUGGCGGGUGAAGGUCUGGUGUGUAAGUUCACAGGACCGGGCACGAUUUUCAUGCAGACGAGAAAUGCGCAGCAGUUUUCAGCGUGGUUGGCUGCACAUGGGGCGGCGGCUUAG
This is a messenger RNA of Plenodomus lingam JN3, 1224 nucleotides long. RefSeq lists its product as uncharacterized. NCBI's taxonomy places the organism in Eukaryota, Fungi, Ascomycota, Dothideomycetes, Pleosporales, Leptosphaeriaceae. The record is from RefSeq and is a predicted model, not a curated record.